AUGACCGGUGGCGUCGAUGUGCCGGGAACCGCAACCGUCAACUCGGCCACAGAGCCAGCCAGGCCUGCUUCGGAGCAACCCAUUACAAGUCGACCGCUAAGCAACAAGGACUUAGAGCAGAUUUGGACAUGGAACGAGGCCGUCCCUCCGCGAAUAACAUCAUGCAUGCACGAUCUCUUCCGCGACAAGGCCCGGCAGCGGCCGGAUGCCGUGGCCGUGGAAUCGUGGGAUGGAACUUUGACGUACGGCUUGCUCGACGAGCUUUCGUCACGACUUGCACGGCUACUGAGGCCAAGGGGCGUCGAAAUCGGCACCCGCGUUGUCUUGUGCUUUGAGAAAUCCAUGUGGACCAUCGUGUCGCUGCUGGGCGUCAUGAAAGCCGGCGCGACAUUUUGUCUCACCGAUCCGAGCCAGCCAGAGGCAAGGCUGCGAGCCAUUGUCGAGCAAAUGGGGGCUCGAUUAGUCGUGGCUUCGGUGCUCCAGAGCCAGCUCGCGGCGAGGAUAUGCGCCGAGGCCCAAGUGGUGGCCGUGUCGCGGGACUACCUCAACCAGUCCCACGACGAGACCCCGGAAGGCCUGCCUCGAGUUCCAGGGACCUCGCCCAUGUAUGUCAUCUUUACGUCGGGCAGCACGGGCAAGCCCAAAGGCGUCGUCAUUUGCCACGAGAACUACACGAGCGGCGCCAUCCCGCGAGCCAAGGCCGUCGGCUACACGCAGAGCUCCCGCGUCUUUGAUUUUCCCUCGUACGCCUUCGACGUAAGCAUUGACUGCAUGCUUUGCACUCUGGUGACGGGCGGCACCGUCUGCAUCCCGUCCGAGGCGGACCGAAUCAACGAUCUGAGCGGCGCCAUCCGUAGGAGCAGAGCCAACAUUGUGCAACUGACUCCCUCGGUCGCCCGUGUCUUGGAGCCCGACAUCAUCUCCUCGCUCGACGUCCUCGGAGUAGGAGGAGAGGCGGUAUCGGCAAGUGACGCCACGGCCUGGGGCAAGACGACAACCGUCGUCAUCGGAUACGGGCCCUCGGAAUGCACCAUCGCUUGCACCAUCAACAAUGCCGUCGGCGCCUCGACGGGCAUCGGAACGGGUGUUGGCGCGACGACGUGGAUCACGGAUCCGGACAAUGACGGCAUUUUAAUGCCCGUGGGAGAAGUGGGCGAGCUCCUUGUCGAAGGGCCCGUUGUCGGGGCUGGAUACCUGGGAGAGCCGGAGAAGACGGCCGAGGUCUUCAUCGAGAGCCCUACCUGGCUACGUCGCGGGCACGGCUCGGUCCCCGGCCGCCGGGGUCGCUUGUACAAGACCGGAGACUUGGUCCGCUAUGAAGCCAAAGGCUCAGGGUCCAUGGAGUUUGUUGGGAGAAAGGACCACCAGGUCAAGCUUCGGGGACAGCGGGUCGAGCUGGCAGAAGUCGAGCAUCACCUGCGGACCUGUGUCCCCGCCGGGACCGAGGUCAUCGCCGAAGUUGUCGAGGGCGCCGGCGGCUCCAAGACACUGACUGCGUUCCUCUCGGAGCCCUCGGGCCCGGCCGUGGCCGACACGGGCACCUUGCUGACGGAGCCGUCACCGGCACUGGCGUCUGCCCUUGCCGGGAUCGACACUGCCAUGGAAGCCAGAGUACCGAGAUACAUGGUCCCGGCGGCUUUUGUAAUCAUCCGGACCAUGCCUUCUCUCGUCUCGGGCAAGGCCGAUCGGAAAAGGCUGCGCGAGUUGGGCGCGUCGCUGCGGCCCGGUGCCGGCGCGGGACAUGGAGACGACCAAGAGCCAGGGGCAGAGACGGACAAGGAGAAGAAACUGCAAAGGGCGUGGGAACAGGUCCUGGCGCCCGGCGUCAAGAUCGACAAGAAGAGCAACUUCCUGGCUCUGGGUGGCGAUUCGCUGGGCGCAAUGAGGCUUGUUGCGGCUGCGCGAGGCGAGAGUCUGGGCCUCAGCGUCGCCGCCAUCUUUGCCAACCCCAGUCUCGACAAGAUGGCAGCCGAGGCAGCAGACAUGGCAGACGCAUUCCAGGACCCGGUGCCGCCUUUUUCACUCCUCGAGUCGGACUGGGACGCAUCAAACGCCAAGACGCAAACGGCUCGCCUGUGCAAUGUCGCCCCAGACGCCGUCGACGACGUCUACCCCUGCACGCCCCUGCAAGAAGCCCUCAUGGCUCUCUCGGCCAAGGUCCAGCAAGCCUACGUCGCCCAGCGUGUCGUCGAGCUCGAGGAUGCCGCCGCCGCCGAAAGGCUCUUUGCCUCCCUCGACACUGCCAGUCGAGACUGCCCUAUCCUGAGAACAAGAAUCGUGCAAGUGCCCGGCCGAGGUCUCGUCCAAGUCGUGGUCCGGGGCGGCCUCGUUCGCCGCGGGAGUUCGGACCUGGCAGACUAUCUCGUCUCGGACAGCGAGGAGAGCAUGCUUCUAGGCGAGCCGCUCGUGCGGUGUGCCGUCAUUUCGAGCACCACCAACAAGGUUCAUUUCGUGCUGACCAUGCAUCAUGCCCUAUACGAUGGCUGGGCAAUACCGCUCAUCAUGGAUCGCGUUAACAAGGUCUACCGCGGCCAGACGCUCCAACGCCCGGCCGAGUUCAAGCAUUUUAUCAGGUAUCUCGGCAGCGUUGCCCGCGAGGACACCGCCGCGUACUGGCGCGAGCAGCUCGACGGUGCCACCGUGCCGCAGUUCCCGGCCCUGCCGUUCGACGAGUAUCAGGCGCAGGCCGACUCCCUGCUCGAGGUGUAUGUACCGCUCCGCCCUGCUGCGGCAUCCGAGGCAACAAUGGCCACCGUGAUCCGAGCCGCGUGGGCCCUCGUUGUCUCGCAGUAUGGCAACCAAGACGUCGUCUUCGGGGAGACGCUUACGGGCCGAAACGCCUCCGUCGUGGGAGCCGAGCAGAUUGAAGGGCCCAUGAUCACGACGGUGCCCGUACGCAUCCGAAUCCAUGGCCAUGUGACAGUGGCGGAGUACCUUGCGUCCGUCCAAGAGCAGGCCGUGUCCCAGAUUCCACACGAGCACUUUGGCCUGCAGCACAUCCGCAAGCUGAGCCUCGGUGCCUUCAACGCCUGCCAACUACGAACAGGUCUCGUCAUCCAUCCCAGCACAGGUCAAGAGGAACUGCAAGACGACCACCUACUGGCCAACAAGCUUGCCCCGGCGGGCGAUGCAGAGGCGGCUCAAGAAGCACUUAGGUUUAACCCGUACGCCCUGAUGCUCGUCUGCUUCAUCGAUGCCGAGGGAGUUCGGGUCAUGGCGAGCUUCGACUCUCGUACUGUGGCCUCGCCAGUGAUGCAGGGGGUCCUGGACCACUUGAAGCGUGUUGCUCAGAUGCUCUGCGACGAGGAGAGUGGCAGUCUUGCGCAUGUCCUGGAUCUCACCAGUGACGACUAUCCGUUAGAAUACAGCCAUUUCCAACAUGCCAAGUACGGCUCAGGGGCACGGUCUGUGGCAACGCACGCCACCAACCACGGCAGAAGCAUCGAGGAUCAAGACGCUGCGAGGCCCGAGCUAGUUACAUCGCGCCGACAGAUUGCCCUACGGCGCCUCUGGAGCAACGUCCUGGUCAUCGAGGAGGACGACAUUGGCCUCCAGGACGACUUUUUCCUCCUCGGGGGCGACUCCAUAUCCGCUAUGAAGCUCGCGUCUGAGGCACGCCUCGAGGGCUUCAAGCUGACCGUCAUGCAGGCGUUCCAAAACAGGUCUCUGUACGACAUGGCGAGAACCAUGGGGGACGAGACGGCAGCUCCGCCGCAGGAACCCGGCAGAAACAAGCCCUUUUCACUGCUACGUGUCCAAGACUGCCGCCGCGUAUGGGUGCCAAACGUGAUUCAGCCCCAGCUUGCAGACAGCAGUUGGACCGUGGCCGACGUGUUGCCGGCCCGUCCGCUUCAGCAACUUGCCGUCAAUGGAACGACGCAGGUGCCGAGAUACGCCGUGCGCUACGAGCUCAUGCAUUCCGACGUCGGCUUGGACAGGGCUCGACUCACCAGGGCGUGCGAUGAUCUCUUUGCUCGAAACGAGAUUCUUCGGACCGUCUUUAUUCAACACGACGGACAAUGCCUUGGCGUCGUCAUUCAAGACUUGCCUGUCUCUUUCGUCCACCAUGUCAUUGAUGGCGACGUCCAGCAGUUCUCCAAGCAGCUCUGCCAGCUCGAUGUCCUCACCAGCAUGCCCCUGGGCUCCUCGUUUGUCAAGUGGUUCCUCAUCGAGUCGACCAAGGGCCCAUGCUGCCUCAUCCUGCGCCUCUCGCACGCACAGUACGACGAGAUGUGCCUGCCAUUCCUGCUGAGGCAGCUCUCUGCCCUACAUGAGAACAAGCCCGUCCCAGCGUCGGUCCCCUUUUCAUCCUACGUCGGCCACGUGUUGCAGGAGAGCCUGCCUGCAAGCGUCUCGUACUGGCGGGACCUUCUCGCCGGCUCGUCCAUGACGGUCCUUAAGCCUGAUAUCCCCGUACUCAAGAGCAACCAUUUCGCCAUUCGACGGACUGUCGACAUUUCCUCCCGUCCCCGCCACGUCACCAUCGCGACGCUCCCGACUGCGGCCUGGGCCCUAUGUCUGGCCCGCCGACUCUGUCUUCGAGACGUCGUCUUCGGGGAGGUUGUCAGCGGACGCAACAUAGGCUUCCCCAACGCCGACGCCGUCAUGGGUCCCUGCUGGCAGUAUAUCCCCGUGCGGGUGCGCUUCGACGCGGGCUGGACGGUGCUCGACCUCCUCGAGCACAUACAGCACCAGCACGUUGCCUCGUCGGCGCACGAGGGUGUCGCCAUCGGCGAGAUCACGGCCCAGUGCACCGAUUGGGAUCCCGCCACCACGUCCAACUGGUUCGACUCGGUCGUCCACCAAGACGUGGCGCACGUCGAGGGCCUCUCCUUUGCCGGGGCCGACGUACGCACCGAGACGGUGUAUCCGCACGAGGAGCCGCUGCGCGAGUGGAAGAUUCAGGCCUUCAUCGAAGGCCAUGACAUGACGCUCGAGAUUAUCACUGUGGAGAGCUGGGGGGAGUACGCCAGGGGUCUGCUUGACGACCUGGUCAACGUGGCGACAUUUCUGGUCGAGGAGCACCGGGGGCUCGUAUGUUGA
This is a messenger RNA of Hirsutella rhossiliensis, 5043 nucleotides long. Its product is annotated as AMP-binding enzyme domain-containing protein. Gene Ontology annotation, biological process: amino acid activation for nonribosomal peptide biosynthetic process; secondary metabolite biosynthetic process. Bases 1 to 5043 code for a protein of 1680 amino acids. Gene Ontology annotation, molecular function: catalytic activity; phosphopantetheine binding. The transcript has a single exon. NCBI's taxonomy places the organism in Eukaryota, Fungi, Ascomycota, Sordariomycetes, Hypocreales, Ophiocordycipitaceae. Gene Ontology annotation, cellular component: cytoplasm. The record is from RefSeq and is a predicted model, not a curated record.